AUGGAUAGGAAGAGAGGGUGCAAGAUCAGGAAGAGAGGUUGCUCUUCCUCCUCUUCUUCUUCCCUUGCUCGUCGAAACCGCUUCAAACGCGCCAUUUUCGCCGGGAAAAGAGCUUCGCUAGAUGACGGUGGCGGCUCAGGAACUCCGGUUAAGUCCAUCUCCGCCGUUAAAACUCCCGUACUCUUACCUUUUUCGCCGGAAGAACCUCCUGUGGAACAAUUACAGAAACGCUGCGUGUCAGCGAGAAAGCUUGCGGCAACGUUAUGGGAGAUCAGCGACGGCACAGAUCCUCCAGUAUCCGAUGGAGAUUGCGUGAGAAGCAAGAAACCACCGAGAAACAGAAGGGAGAAACCAACAGAGAUCCCUUUCCCUGAUUUCCCGCUAAAAUCAUCCAAUCCUACUUCCAGCGAGAGGAUCCUUCUCGGAGAUGAUAGAGUUCGUAGAAAAUCAACAAUUCCUCAGAGACUACAACUAAUCGAAUACAAAACCAUGGGCACAAACUCGGUGAAAACUCGUUUCAAGAAUAUCAGCGAGUGUUUAACGACGUCUAAAGAGCUCGUAAAAGUCUUAAAAAGGAUCGGCCACCUCGGAGAUGAUCACAAGACCGCAAGCACUCGUCUAAUCACUGCUCUGCUCUGUGAACUAGACAGAGCAAGAUCAUCCCUGAAGCAUCUGAUGAGCGAAUUUGAUACAAGGGAGGAGGAGACGAGGAGGUUAAUAGAGAAGUUGCAAGAAGAGGCGGUGGCUGAAAGAAAGCUCCGGCUAAGAACGGAGAAGACGAACAAGAGAUUAGUAAUAGAGCUCGCGGAGGCAAAGGAAAAAGAGAGGAAGAUGAAGGAGGAGAUGGAGAGAGAGAAGAGAGCCAAAGACGUUCUUGAGGAAGUUUGUGAUGAGCUCGCGAGAGGUAUCGGAGAUGAUCAGAAAGAGAUGGAGAAAGAGAGAGAGAUGAUGCAUAUAGCUGAUGUUUUGAGGGAAGAGAGGGUUCAGAUGAAGCUCACGGAGGCGAGACAUGAGUUCGAGGAGAAACACGCCGCCGUGGAGAGGCUGAAGGAAGAGCUCCGGCGUGUUGUGGAUGGUCAGGAGGGAAAAGGGUCGUCGGAUAUUCGGAGGGUUUUAGAGAUAGUAGAUGGUUCUGAUGAUGAUGAUGAUGAUGAUGGUGAUGAUGAUGAUGAUCUAAAGUCUAUUGAGCUGAACAUGGAGAGUGGAAGUAAGUGGGGUUAUGUUGAUAGCCGGAGAGAUGGUCAGACAGAAUCAAGAUUUGUUGGCUCCGGCGAAGAUGAUGAUGAUUAUGAUGAUCAUGUACUGGAGAAGAGAUCAGUGAUUGUUGAUAAUGGGGAGAGAGAUGAGUCUUUGAAGACUCUAAGAGAUUACAUUGUUUCUAAUGUGACUUUCAUAGGCUCUUCAUCGUCGGAGCAGUGGAAUCAUCGGCACUUACCUAGUGUGGAGUUUGUGUAA
This is a messenger RNA of Eruca vesicaria subsp. sativa (arugula), 1455 nucleotides long. The record is from the annotation of a GenBank genome assembly. NCBI's taxonomy places the organism in Eukaryota, Viridiplantae, Streptophyta, Magnoliopsida, Brassicales, Brassicaceae.